Molecule: messenger RNA, 459 nt
Organism: Anopheles marshallii
Lineage: Eukaryota; Metazoa; Arthropoda; Insecta; Diptera; Culicidae
Product: 40S ribosomal protein S14a-like
Exons: 1
Coding region: 1-459 (152 amino acids)
Biological process (GO): ribosomal small subunit assembly; translation; maturation of SSU-rRNA from tricistronic rRNA transcript (SSU-rRNA, 5.8S rRNA, LSU-rRNA)
Cellular component (GO): ribosome; cytosolic small ribosomal subunit
Molecular function (GO): mRNA 5'-UTR binding; small ribosomal subunit rRNA binding; structural constituent of ribosome
Source: RefSeq, a predicted model, not a curated record
AUGGCUCCAUCUCGCAAGAAUAAAGUAGUGAAGGAAGAAGUCCAAGUCUCGCUUGGCCCGCAAGUGCGCGAUGGUGAGAUCGUGUUCGGUGUGGCACACAUCUAUGCCAGCUUCAACGAUACCUUCGUGCAUGUGACGGAUCUCUCCGGAAAGGAAACCAUCUCCCGGGUAACCGGCGGCAUGAAGGUGAAGGCCGAUCGUGAUGAAGCUUCACCGUACGCGGCCAUGUUAGCUGCCCAGGACGUUGCCGAAAAGUGUAAAUCGCUUGGCAUUACGGCGCUGCAUAUCAAGCUGCGUGCCACCGGUGGUAACCGUACGAAGACACCCGGACCGGGUGCCCAGUCGGCCCUCCGUGCGCUCGCACGUUCGUCGAUGAAGAUCGGACGCAUUGAGGAUGUGACGCCAAUUCCAUCCGAUUCCACCCGCCGCAAGGGUGGUCGUCGCGGUCGUCGGUUGUAA